CAUUAUUUCUAGAUUUUUUCCCCUUAAAUUGUUUAACUGGUAACUUUUCUCAUUCAAAAUUGGAUUGUGGUUCGAGCCAAAAUUGAUUUGAGCUAUGAUUCCACAAAUAUUAUGAUUAUGAUGUUAGACAACAAAAAUGAAAAAAGAAAAAUAAAAAUAAAGGGGAGUAUGCAUCACUGCAUCAGCAUCAGCAUCACGCCUUGUGAAGAAAAGUUCCUAAGAUGUCACUGACAGUGCAAAUGUAUAUAAAUAUAUAAUGGAAGGGCGUUAAUGUUUAGUGUUGUAACUGUUGUUACAUAGAUAGAGAUAUUCAAGAGAGAGAAAAUGGAAGGAGAAAUUGGUUUGUGGAAUUACAUACACACACGUGGUGUGGUGAAGGCGAUGGAAACGCCCGCCAAUCCGUUGGAUUCACUUCCAUUUCCAGUUUGUAGGGGUGAGGGCUCUUUUCAUCGAUGGUGAAGGAGACGGAAUACUAUGAUGUGCUGGGUGUAAGCCCCACCGCCACUGAGGCCGAGAUUAAGAAAGCAUAUUACGUUAAGGCAAGGCAGGUUCAUCCAGAUAAAAACCCGAAUGAUCCUUUGGCUGCACGGAACUUUCAGAUAUUGGGAGAGGCAUAUCAAGUGCUGAGUGAUCCUGCCCAAAGACAAAAAUACGAUGCUCAUGGGAAGGCUGGAAUCUCAGCAGACUCAAUUAUUGAUCCUGCAGCAAUCUUCGCCAUGCUUUUUGGAAGUGAGCUUUUUGAGGAAUACAUUGGCAAGCUCGCCAUGGCAUCUAUUGCUUCGUUGGAUGUUUUUACAGAGACUGAAAACGUUGAUGCAAAAAUGUUGCAGGAGAAGUUGCGGACUGUCCAGAAAGAGAGAGAAGAGAAGUUGGCUGUUAUACUUAGAGAUCGACUCAACGUGUAUGUCCAAGGUAAUAAAGAAGAAUUUAUUGCUCAUGCUGAGGCCGAAGUAACGAAGCUUUCCAAUGCUGCAUAUGGUGUGGAUAUGCUGAGUACCAUUGGCUAUAUAUAUGCAAGACAGGCGGCAAAAGAGCUUGGAAAGAAGGUGAUCUACUUGGGCGUGCCUUUUGUUGCUGAGUGGUUCAGAAAUAAAGGACACUUCAUCAAAUCCCAAGUAACUGCUGCCACAGGUGCAAUUGCCUUGAUUCAGCUGCAAGAAGAUAUGAAAAAACAGCUGAAUGCUGAAGGAAAUUACACUGAGGCUGAACUUGAGGAAUACAUGCAAUCGCACAGGAAGUUGAUGAUCGAUUCCCUAUGGAAGCUAAACGUGGCUGAUAUUGAAGGCACACUCUCCCGUGUUUGUCAGAUGGUUCUACAAGACAACAAUGCAAAGAAAGAGGAACUGUGUCUAAGGGCAAAGGCUUUGAAAACCCUGGGCAAAAUUUUCCAGAGGGUGAAGGCAGUAAAUGGAAAUGAAACUGAAAAUAUACCAAAUAUUCCAAUCAUCAAAGCGAGUCCAAAUGAGGCAAGCAGCAAUAACGCAGAGAAGCCGUCCACGAAUGUGAAUAUUCCAGUGGCAUCGGGUGCUCAGGGUCAGGGACAAUGAUUAACGUAUUUAUUUUGGAAUUCUAAAGUUUUGUUAAUUUUUAUCUAUCUACUUAAUUAGUUGUGGGUCAUUUCUUGAUUGAGCUUUUUUGUGUAUAGUAUAGACAGAUGAUAUAGAAUCGUGUAUAGUGGCUUUAUGCAUCAAAUCCAAAAUACUUGUGUUGAGCACGAGCGAUUCUGAUUAACUUGUGUAACUGCUUUCUAAUGGUAUGUGAUAUUACAACAGGUAGUUUAUUGGAGUUUAAAGUUAGACGAAA
Molecule: messenger RNA, 1803 nt
Organism: Salvia miltiorrhiza (redroot sage)
Lineage: Eukaryota; Viridiplantae; Streptophyta; Magnoliopsida; Lamiales; Lamiaceae
Product: chaperone protein dnaJ 10-like
Exons: 11
Coding region: 453-1547 (364 amino acids)
Source: RefSeq, a predicted model, not a curated record